AUGGAUGGUCAGGGUUUCUUCGAUGAGGACGAGUUCUUGAGCGACGACAUCUGUCACCAAGCAGAAAGCGGUCUCUGUCCUCAAGUCGAAUCAGACCAUAACUCCUCCUCCUCCUACGCCGCCGACGCCGUCGCAGAUGCCGUCAACAACACAUCCUUCACCCACAAUAAUGAUGGCUUCCCCGCAAGCACUGGCGCCAACUCAUUCUUCAACGAUCCCAAGCACCCCGCCGUUUCAGCCUUCACUCUGUCUUUUGAUAAAUCCACCAUCAUCCCCAUCACAGACGAACCUCCAUGUCUCGCCAGAACUUCCUCUCCGCCAUCGAAACGACAGCGAGCGAUUCGCAGCGCUGAACACCGAAACAAGUCCAGAUCCUCCUCUGAAGUCAUUCAUCACAUUAUGACCGAGAGGAGAAGAACACAGGACCUCACUCAAAAGUUCAUAGCACUCGCCGCCACCAUCCCCGGUUUGAAGAAGGUCACUUAG
This is a messenger RNA of Neltuma alba, 486 nucleotides long. Its product is annotated as transcription factor bHLH18-like. Gene Ontology annotation, molecular function: protein dimerization activity. The record is from RefSeq and is a predicted model, not a curated record. The transcript has a single exon. Bases 1 to 486 code for a protein of 161 amino acids. Lineage: Eukaryota; Viridiplantae; Streptophyta; Magnoliopsida; Fabales; Fabaceae.